Camellia sinensis is the source of this 1905-nucleotide messenger RNA. The record is from RefSeq and is a predicted model, not a curated record. NCBI's taxonomy places the organism in Eukaryota, Viridiplantae, Streptophyta, Magnoliopsida, Ericales, Theaceae.
ACGGGUGAGAGAUCAAUACCUCUCCAAUGAAAUAUUAGGGUCAUCUCUUCGUUUCAGAAGAUGAAGGGUUGAGAAGUCCAGUUGCGUCGCCGUCCCGCCGCCGCUCCUCCUCGCGUUCGCCGGCAACCGGAGCACCUCCUCCUCCUCCUCCUCCUCCGCCAUCGCCAUCAUGACUGCUGCGACCACCACUACCUCCGCUACCACCUCCGUCGAUGCCCUCUUUUCACACCACCGCCUCCUCCUCUUUCUCCUCCGUCGAUCUUCACAAAUCUGCAAAUGUCCCUGAACCAGAAUCGCUAUAUAAAAUCAAGAACCCCAACUAUAAGGGCAAGUGGUGCUUCAGAAAAUCAAGAACCCCAUUUUGAUGACUCCUUCGAUGUCUGCUUCUCCAGUCCACUGAAUAGGUCGAAGAGAACAGCUGAAAUCAUUUGGAGUGCUCGCAAGGAGGAGAUUAUUACUGAUUCUGAUCUGAGGGAAAUUGACCUGUACUCUUUUCAAGGUCUCCUAAAGCAUGAGGGAAAAGCAAAGUUUGGUGCGGCAAAUUUUAAUAUUGAUGGUCAUUAUCCAGUGAUGGAGUUAUGGGAUCGUGCUAGUUGCUGCUGGACCAAAAUCUUAACUCACGAAAGCAGGUCUGUUCUUGUGGUUGCUCACAAUGCUGUUAAUCAGGCCCUCGUUGCAACAGCGAUUGGCUUAGGCACCGAGUAUUUCAGGAUUUUACUGCAGAGCAAUUGUGGUGUGAGUGUGCUGGAUUUCACCCCACGACUAGAGGGUGGGUCUCCAUAUACAUGUCUUAAUCGCUUAAAUCAGAUUGAAAAGGAUGCCUUUGAGGAGGCAGAGAAAGCAAGAAGAGCUAAGGAAGAGGAGGAUUGUGGUGCAGAGAUUGUUAUCACUCUCGCAGUCACUGAAGGUAACUGGAUGCCACUUUCAGAGCUUCCUAUGCAUUCAUGAUUAACUUCAAGCUUUCAUCAAAAUUCAGGUGAUUGGCAAUUUUUUUUGUUAAUAUUAUGCCUAACUUCCAACUAAUCCCACUUUUGACAUUCUUUUGGUGAAUCUUUAUAGUAUUGUUGAUGUAUUGAAAGCAAAAGAGAAGAAAUGUACACUUGCAAUUCAGAGCUUCCUAUGAAAUGAGCAUAUUGCAGACCCAUAUAGCAAUUAAGUGUUCAUCCAAUUUUUUUUCUCACAAGUUUCUAUUUACAUCAGCACUUUCUCAUCAUUGAUACUUCACAACACUUCUUUCAUAACAACAUAUAUGCAUGUUCUAUAUUGGAAUAAAUGAAUAGUAAUGACUUUCAUUAUUUAAUAUUGAUGAGUUUUCUUUUUUAUUUACUACAUCUGUUUCCUAACUCAAUUGCUGAAGGUCUCUUCAGGCUCCGGAGAUGCAAGAAUCUGAACACAAGUCCAAUUGCAAUGCAAAAUAUUCUAAAUUGCAAGGGACUGAUGUCCAUGUUUAGAAUGAUGACUUUGGACUGUGACAUGAUAGCCGUGGGAUGCUAUCCUUUCAUUUCACCGUAUCUCAUUUUGCCAUUUAUCCUUGUGUUUUUGUGUCUGAUCUUUUUUUGUUUUUUGGGCCUCCUUUUCCCAGGUGCGAACCAUUGUGAAACCAGGGUGUUCACAGGAUGUUCUCAAGGCAGCUUUGAGUGCCAUGGCUUCUGUGACAGAAAUUCUCUCAGUAAUGACCUCGUUUUCGAACAGUGGGGUGACACCAUUUUAGAAGCACAAAUUAACCACUUUGAAAACAAUCUUGGAAAGGUAAUGCAGAAAGGCAUUUGCCUAGUUGGGAUGAUGGGUUCAACUUCCAUGGUACUGCAGGUGCCAGCAGCAGUGGACGAAGGGGAUGGGCGAGUGGGAGUAGUUGGCCCCUUCCAAUCUGAGGGUUUUAUGGAAGGACUCGAACAAUGGGAGCUU